GAAUUUCCAGGACCGUUUGAUACUGUGCAGAGGAUGACCCGUAGGUGUUCAAAGCGUUGGUGAGAUUCGUGGAGAUCUGCAAUGGCUGUCAGGGCGGGGCGCUUAGACGAGAAGUUGGCUACGACAUCAGGUUCUCGUACCUGGACGAGGGCCUCGUUGUAGUCGAUUUGAGGUUCACUUGCAAAUUCGGCUUCCAUAACGCUUUCCAAACAGAAGAUAUAGAAAGUAAAACAGUAGGGGAGAACCAGUGGGGAAGGAAGUCUGGGCCGGAGUCAAAAUGCGGAACUGAGACUGAGCUGAUAACUUUAUACCCACCAUGACUGAUAACAGCCCGAACUUUUUUUUAUCGUCUCUCAACCUUUCUCCUCGUUCCAGCUCCCUAUAACGCGCCACGUUUUGAACAAAAUAGGGCUGCAUUUUCAACUUCGUCAUGGCGGACCUAGAUGAAGCUGCAAUCAACAAUCCUUCCACUGGAGGAGGUCAUGCUGAUAUCGAUCUAUCGGAUGAGACUCAGGACUUCCGCAUGCUCAACAACCUCUCCUUCCUGACAGACGCGGCAGAUGCCUCCAUCCCCAAGCGAGGCGAGAAGGACUUCGAGCCAAACCCAACCCUCUUUCAGGCCGACAUUCUCUCCGCCUCGCGACAGGCGAUGCACAAUGCCCUCGCAUACCCACGAUUACACAACCCGAAGAAUGAAGUCAUUGGAAUUUACGCGCCAAAUGGACCUGCACCACCUGCAUCUCCUAAAACCUUAGACUCCAUCACCGAAGACCCUCCGGCUGAGGGAUCUGCUCCCGUGUCAGUUGGCGCGAACGUACACCCGGAGUCAUGCGUCUAUGUUGCGAUUCCGAAAGGGCAAUACUUCAAAACACUUGGACAAGCAGAUCGUUGGGGGCGGAUAUGGCUUCUCCCCGAAGAGGCGCUGUAUCUGCUUGAAAGAGGCACCCUGGAUAUAAAAUGGCCCCGCUGUGCUGUCGGGGACGGUGACGAAGAUGAUAUUGAGGACUCCGGGAUACCGAUGAGCUUACAGGCUGCGUAUGCAUGCCUAGUCGGCCGUGGUGGGCUAACAAUGGAGAGGUUCUCUGUUUUUACGGGUCUUCGACGCUUGGGCUAUUCUGUGUUUCGAGCACCUGCAUGGUCCGAAAAUGAUGAUGAAGACAAAAUAUCAAGCGAUGUCACAGGGCCAACCAAACCACAAGGACCAGGUUUAGUCGGGAUUUUCACAAAUUUUCUGAAAUGGCUUCGUGAUACUGCCCCGACAACGGCAGCAGGCCCUGUUGCUGGCCUCGGUUUCCAUCGCAGCUACGAUGAUAUCUAUCGAAAAAUCUCAAUCAUACCUUUUUACGAUCCUGUCACGCCCCCCUCUCCCUCUCCACGCGCAGAGUUGCCGUAUGCCGUCGUGUGGCAUGUUUACAAACCAUCGCCUAGUUUCCGCAAGUCUGCUCGUCCCGAUCCUGAUUUCAAGAUCGCGGUCGUCAAUGCUCGAACACAUACCACCGUCCCUACUCUUUCUCAAAUUGGCAAUCUACUAGAGAGCACACCUCUGGACCCUCCCCGGUCAGAUAGGCAACUUUAUGUGAGGAUACGCAAUGGGUAUCGAAACGUCAUCCUAGCUGUGGUCGAUCAGGGUAUCGUGAGUUAUCUCCGGAUCGCAGAUGCAGCCUUUGGCAAGGAAAGGAUAUACGAGGCGCGACCUUCCGGUGGUAACAAGCUGCGUGGCCCGCCCCGACACAAAUUUAAGAAACGAUGAUUAUUUGCAACGCGCAUGAACUACUGAAUCAUAUAAAGUCUGCAUACGUCUGCCAGAAUGGCAACUACCAGGCGCAGUUUGUCUCCCCUUGAAUGAGGCCCUUAAUCCGUUGAGAAGAGGAUAAAAGCCGAAAGAGGGGGAUACCUCUUGAUCUGCCAUCAUCAUUAGAGCCUCCAGCCACAGAAUAGGCUGGACGCAGAUGCUAGAUGGCUAAGCUCAGGUCUAGAAGUCCCGUAGCUUCGGAAGCUUGAUAUGCGACUAUCGAAGAGGAUACCAGCAGGCAUAGGCAUUACGACGGGCGAGACUGAGAAGAUGUGUCGAGUUAAUAACAAAAUGUGUAUAUACCCAUAUUCCUGGAACGCCAAUCGUAUAACACGGUUCGCUUUAUAAAUCAAGCCGAUAAAACUCCUGCCAU
Messenger RNA from Aspergillus versicolor CBS 583.65, 2165 nucleotides. Its product is annotated as tRNA-splicing endonuclease subunit SEN54 family protein. The record is from RefSeq and is a predicted model, not a curated record. The transcript is spliced from 3 exons. Gene Ontology annotation, cellular component: tRNA-intron endonuclease complex. Gene Ontology annotation, biological process: tRNA-type intron splice site recognition and cleavage. The coding region runs from base 431 to 1750 and encodes 439 amino acids. Lineage: Eukaryota; Fungi; Ascomycota; Eurotiomycetes; Eurotiales; Aspergillaceae.